Molecule: messenger RNA, 402 nt
Organism: Suillus fuscotomentosus
Lineage: Eukaryota; Fungi; Basidiomycota; Agaricomycetes; Boletales; Suillaceae
Exons: 3
Coding region: 68-313 (81 amino acids)
Source: RefSeq, a predicted model, not a curated record
UGAACUCCGGAGAUGCGGCAGGUGGGGUCAGAGGGACAACUUCCUACCUGACACACGAACCCUUUCAAUGCCUUCCUUGAAAAUCUUCCUUUUCCUUGUGGGAUCGGUUCCAGUGCCCCUCCACCAACUCCGAGUUAUUCGACUUAGCUGCUCGCUUGGACUACACCUGCUGUACUCAAACGAGGCUCGCAAAUACAUAGCUACUGACCUCCAGAUACAUCAACUAGUCGCGAGGCUCUUCGGACCAAACGGAAAUUGCUGGCAGACGAAGGGAACAAGAGCACUAGCAAACGUACAUAAACUCCUGGGAUAACUCACUUGUAACGUCGCCUUCGUACCAGGUCUUCCUGUUUUUCUGCUAUAGGGAAUCCCUCCUGCCACGUCGCGUACCGGAUAAGGAUG